This is a messenger RNA of Camelina sativa (false flax), 1864 nucleotides long. The record is from RefSeq and is a predicted model, not a curated record. NCBI's taxonomy places the organism in Eukaryota, Viridiplantae, Streptophyta, Magnoliopsida, Brassicales, Brassicaceae.
UCUCUUCUCAGUUCUCAAAACAAAGAGCAGAGAGGCAACAAGACGACUGUGAGUGGAACACUUGAUUGAUUGAUUCAGGUUCGUUUUAUUUACCAUUCUACCCUCUUCAACUCGUCUCCUUCGUCGAUUUCAGAUGGAAACCUAGAUUUCAAAUUUGCUUUAAUCGCCGGAAUAUAGUUAGAUGGGUUUUCGCGAUUUUGGGAAUCCGAGGCUCGCGGUGGUGAGAUUUGCGUCUUUGAAUUUAAAUUUAGGUUUCUGGAGUCUGCUUAGUUCGUUUAAGUGGAAGAGAUGAUGAAGAGACAUCAGUUUUGGAUUAAGCUCAAAUACGAUGAACGGUGUUAUUCAUUCCGGUAAAAGUGUUGUAGUCCGUAAAGCUUAUCGAUUUCUCUUCACAUCGAGGAAGUUUUGCAAUGGUAGUAGCAUCGGUGGUGAUGUAACCGAAGAGCCUAUGAAGAUAACAUGGGAAUCUUCUGAGAUGGAUUGUGGGGUUUUUGAGGAGGAGGAGGAGGAACAUGGUGAGAAAAUCUCUGUAAGGAGAAGUUUUUUGGAGAGUGCUAAGCUCGGUGCGUCUCGUGUUCUCGAUACUUUACAGCAAGAUUGUCCCGGUUUCAAUACGAAAUCAGCUUUAGAUGAGUUGAAUGUUACAAUCUCAGGGCUUUUGGUUAGAGAGGUUCUCGUUGGGAUCUUAAGGACACUGAGCUAUGAUAAUAAGCCUAGGUGUGCUAAGUUAGCUUACAAGUUCUUUUUAUGGUGUGGUGGACAAGAGAGUUUCAGGCAUACGGCGAAUUGUUAUCAUUUGCUUAUGAAGAUAUUUGCAGAGUGUGGUGAGUAUAAAGCCAUGUGCAGGCUGAUUGAUGAGAUGAUCAAAGAUGGUUAUCCAACUACAGCACGCACGUUUAAUCUGCUGAUAUGUACUUGCGGUGAAGCAGGCCUUGCUAGGGAUGUCGUGGAGCAGUUCAUCAAGUCGAAAACUUUCAACUACCGACCUUUCAAACACUCUUAUAACGCUAUUUUGCAUUCUUUGCUUGGGGUGAAACAGUACAAGCUGAUUGAUUGGGUUUACGAGCAGAUGUUAGAAGACGGGUUUUCCCCGGAUGUUCUCACUUACAAUACUGUAAUGUUUGCAAACUUUAGGUUAGGGAAAACAGAUAGGCUUUACAGAUUGCUUGAUGAAAUGGUUAAAGACGGGUUUUCUCCUGAUUUGUAUACAUACAAUAUUCUCCUCCACCAUUUAGCAACAGGGAACAAGCCUCUCGCUGCUCUUAACCUGCUAAAUCAUAUGAGGGAAGUAGGAAUAGAGCCUGGUGUGAUCCAUUUCACUACUCUGAUAGAUGGGCUGAGCCGAGCUGGGAAGUUGGAAGCUUGCCAAUACUUUAUGGACGAAAUGGUGAAAGUUGGGUGCACGCCGGAUGUUGUUUGCUACACUGUUAUGAUUACAGGGUAUAUUUCAGGCGGGCAGCUCGAGAAAGCUGAGGAGAUGUUCAAAGAGAUGACGGAAAAGGGGCAACUCCCGAAUGUUUUCACGUACAAUUCCUUGAUCCGCGGGUUUUGUAUGGCGGGAAAGUUCAAAGAGGCGUGCUCGUUGCUCAAGGAAAUGGAGUCAAGAGGGUGUAACCCUAAUUUUGUUGUGUAUAGUACUCUGGUGAACAAUCUAAGAAACGCAGGGAAGCUUUUAGAGGCUCACGAGGUAGUCAAGGACAUGGUGGAGAAAGGGCAUUAUGCCCAUUUAAUUUCAAAGCUGAAAAAAUAUAGAAGAUCCUAGUUUUUGGUUUUUGUUUUAUAGGCGAUUUUGUGAUAUUUGAUUAAACAAAAUGUAGCUGUUCUCAGUUUUGGCCUUCAUUAUCCUAUACUGUCGCAGAUAUGU